UAUCACCGGCCCCCCAGCAGACGCCCGCGGGAUGAUGGACAGCCGAAUAUUGGAGCCGCCUCACGCCCAGUUCGGAGGCUCCCUCGGCGGCGGCAUGGUGGGCUUCCCGUACCACCUGAGCCACCACCACGUCUACGAGCUGGCCACGGGCCAUCAAAUCCAGUCAGCCGCUGCCGCCGUCCCUUUUUCCAUAGACGGAUUACUCAAUGGGUCGUGCGCGGCGUCCGUGGGCGGCUCCGGCGGGCUCUUGGCGUCUGGUUGCGGGAUGAACGGAGACAAUCAACCGUACAAACUAACAGACUCGGGAGACCUGGACAAGGAGAGCCCAGGCUGCAAGAGACGAAGAACGCGCACAAAUUUCACCGGCUGGCAGCUGGAAGAGCUGGAGAAGGCGUUUAACGAGAGCCAUUACCCAGACGUGUUCAUGAGGGAGGCUCUGGCCCUCAGACUGGACCUCAUUGAGUCCAGGGUGCAGGUGUGGUUCCAGAACCGCCGAGCAAAGUGGAGGAAGAAAGAGAACACCAAGAAGGGUCCGGGCCGACCCGCGCACAACGCACACCCGACAACCUGCAGCGGCGAGCCCAUGGACCCGGAAGAGAUCGCUCGGCGAGAACUGGAUCGCCUGGAAAAGAAGAAACGGAAGCAGGAGCGCCGCCUGCUCAAGGCCCAGAACAAGCAUUUGCACGGGGAUCUAUUUCACACGCCGGGAUCGGACAGUGACAGCGGCUUGUCUCACGUCACUGACAGCGACCACGGAAGCGGUCAGCGCUUGGACCUCACCAAGCCUCUGUGCGACCAGCCGCCUCACUCGCUGCACGCGCCGAGCCAAAACCAAAGACACAUGGACCAGGACGCUGGCGGCUCCGAGCUCGAUUCGAGCGACAGCAGCCACCGAUCGAGCCUGUGCUGCGGGACCAACCGAAACUCCGGCUUGCAGAAACUCAACCCGUUCAGCGUGGAAAGCCUCCUAUCGGACUCCAGACCCAGGCGCAACUCCGCGCCCUUGCCCGCCUCUCGCCCCCUCAUUGGCAAAGGACACUUUCUGCUCUACCCCAUCACGCAGCCCCUCGGAUUCAUCGUCCCCCAGACGGCCUUAAAAAACCCUUCGAACCCCGACAGCGGUUCCGAAGAACAUCAGGCGGCCGGCAUCCACGAGCGCGCAGCCUCUUCCGGGUGCAGGAGCGUCUCCCCGGGCGCCGCGGAAAGAGACCGGGCGGGGUCGGGGUCCAGCAGCCCUGGGACUUUGGGCCAUGAACACGGCGCACAAUGCGGGAAGGAUCAUUUAGAGGAAAGUCAAGAAGAAUCUCCACCGAACUGUCACGAAAAAACGGAAUAAACUCAAGAGGGUAACGAACACCUUAAAAUUUAAGGCCAAAGCUCUUACUGUGCCACGUUAGGUUCUCCUCUCCCUUUGAGUGGGAGUGUCUAGAUAUCAUUUUAAACGUGUCAGAAAAAGCAACAACAAAACCCUCAAGAGCUGUUUAAAAAAAAAAAAGAAAAAAAAAGACUAUACUAUUUAUUUACAUAUGUGAGGCUUUUUUUCUUAAAUAAAUCUAUUGUAUACAAUCA
This is a messenger RNA of Syngnathus typhle (broad-nosed pipefish), 1569 nucleotides long. RefSeq names its product UNC homeobox (gene uncx). NCBI's taxonomy places the organism in Eukaryota, Metazoa, Chordata, Actinopteri, Syngnathiformes, Syngnathidae. Gene Ontology annotation, molecular function: sequence-specific double-stranded DNA binding; DNA-binding transcription factor activity, RNA polymerase II-specific. The transcript is spliced from 3 exons. The record is from RefSeq and is a predicted model, not a curated record. The coding region runs from base 32 to 1336 and encodes 434 amino acids. Gene Ontology annotation, biological process: regulation of DNA-templated transcription.